AUGUCAAAGAUCCGUAUUUUUCUGGGACUGGCUGGAUAUUACCGAUGUUUCGUAGUGGGGUUCUCGUUGAUCGUAGAGCCGUUGACUAAGUUGUUGCGCAAAGGAGUUCCUUUUGUUUGGACUGACGCACAGCAGGAGUGCUUCAAGAAGCUCAAAACAGUUUUGACUCAGGCUUCAGUUCUGAUACAGCCUGAGCCUAGUAAGGACUUCGUGGUUUACAGUUAUGCAUCACAUCUUAAGACUCAUGAGGUUAAUUAUCCGACGUAUGAUUUGGAGUUGGCGGCAGCUGUCAUUGCAUUUAAGAUUUGGAGGCAGCGUCGGUGGAUUGAGCUGCUCAAGGACUACUACUGCAGUAUUGAGUAUCACCCUGGAAAGGCCAAUGUGGUGGCUGAUGCAUUAAGCAAUAGGGCUGUGGCUGGUUUGAGAGCGUUGUUCGCUCGACUGCAUCUUUAUAACGAUGGGAGUCUCCUGGCUGAGUUGCAGGUUAGGCCGACGUGGCUGGGUCAGAUUAAGGAUAAGCAGAUAGGAGAUGAGUAUCUUCAGUUGCGAUUUCGUCAAGUUGAGACUGAGACUACAACUGAUUUUGGGAUUAAUAGUGAUGGGUUGGAGCUACCUCCAGAGUUGGAUCGUAUACAUGACGUAUUCCACGUCUCGAUGUUGAGACAUUAUCGCUCUGAUCCCACACACAUUGUGCCUAUGGAGGAGAUUGAGGUUAGACCGGAUCUGACGUUCGAGGAGAAGCCAGUUCAGAUUUUGGAUCAUGACAUUAAGGUCUUACGUAGGAAGUCUAUUCCCUUAGUAAAGGUGCUGUGGCGGAAUCAUGGCACUAAGAAAGCUACUUGGGAGCCAGAGGAUUUGAUACGACAACAGUAUCCUCACCUUUUAUAA
Messenger RNA from Gossypium arboreum, 888 nucleotides. RefSeq lists its product as uncharacterized. The record is from RefSeq and is a predicted model, not a curated record. The transcript is spliced from 4 exons. NCBI's taxonomy places the organism in Eukaryota, Viridiplantae, Streptophyta, Magnoliopsida, Malvales, Malvaceae. The coding region runs from base 1 to 888 and encodes 295 amino acids.